Molecule: messenger RNA, 868 nt
Organism: Saprolegnia diclina VS20
Lineage: Eukaryota; Oomycota; Saprolegniomycetes; Saprolegniales; Saprolegniaceae
Exons: 4
Coding region: 92-811 (239 amino acids)
Source: RefSeq, a predicted model, not a curated record
CGCUGAGGGCUCCUCCCUCGUAUCCGGAUUCCGGAUAAAGAAGGCUCGUGCAGUGUAUUCUGUGUUUUCUGGAAAGUCCGACCACCAAGCCAUGCAAGUGCCCGCGGAAGCCCAGGCGGCGAUCACGACCGAGCGCUGGGCGCAGCUUGAGGCUAUGGUCGGCAGCAACUUCGCAGGCAUGAAGAGUGACGUUGCUGCCCUGCGCCACGCGGCGACAGAGCUUGGGGUCCAGGCCAAGCUGGUCGAGGACGGGGACUGCACGGUGUUGCAGGGCUCCAUUCGUUACAGCGUCAAGAAGCACAAGCGUCAAAUGGUGCUAGCUGCGCGCAAGACGCCAGAGAAGAAAGUGCACCCCACGUCGUUGGCGAGAGCGUCCAAGAAGCGCGCUUCUCCAGCUGCGACCCGAACGGCGCUCACAACGCCGACGAAGCGUCAGAAGACAACGGACGGCUCUUCGAAGGCCGAGCUUCCCGCGGGGUUCUUUGGGCCUUUUAAAUUUCCGGCGUUGCCAGGCGGCGCGCCGACUGGAUUGAUGCCCACUUCAUUUCGCCUCGGAGAAGACCCAGCCUUGACGUGGACAGUGUUCGGCCGCCACGUCGAGUUCAAAGACGGACUUGCAGCGCUCAUUCUCGCAAAGACGUCGAUGGCACCAGAGUGUGUCAUCCCGCACCAGCGCAGCUCACUCAUGGGCGAUUCAUUUCUUGUUGUUUGGAAAUCCAAGGACGACGCCGCGCUAGCGUUCAAGCAGUUGCUGCCCGAGUGCCCUGAAAACCCAUGUGUCUGCUACUACGAGAAGGUCAAGUCGCUCUAAAUUGCGUCUCCACGCGCAGCCGACUCUUUUUAACGUAACCUAUUUUGCAUGCGGAUA